Planococcus citri (citrus mealybug) is the source of this 1384-nucleotide messenger RNA. It is a transcript of the gene Uev1A, whose product is annotated as Ubiquitin-conjugating enzyme variant 1A. Lineage: Eukaryota; Metazoa; Arthropoda; Insecta; Hemiptera; Pseudococcidae. Gene Ontology annotation, cellular component: nucleus. Gene Ontology annotation, biological process: protein K63-linked ubiquitination; DNA damage tolerance. The coding region runs from base 50 to 484 and encodes 144 amino acids. The transcript has a single exon. The record is from RefSeq and is a predicted model, not a curated record.
CAGGUAAUAUUACAAGAAUUAUUAUCUAAUUAAUUAAAUCGUUUUAAAUAUGACUUCGAAUACGGGCGGUGUAGUAGUUCCCCGAAAUUUUCGCCUAUUAGAAGAGUUAGAACAAGGGCAAAGAGGUGUUGGCGAUGGUACCAUCAGCUGGGGUCUAGAAAACGAUGAUGAUAUGACUUUAACGCAUUGGACCGGUAUGAUAAUUGGGCCUCCUAGGACGCCGUACGAAAAUAAGAUGUAUAGUUUAAAAAUUGAAUGCGGUCAACGUUAUCCGGAUGAAGCACCAAGUGCCAAAUUCAUCACUAAAAUCAAUAUGAACUGUGUUAACGGAGCUACCGGUGUUGUGGAUAAUAGACAUGUCCCUGUGUUAGCCAGAUGGCAUCGUGAUUACACCAUUAAAACCGUCUUACAAGAAUUAAGAAGAUUGAUGACCCUCAAGGAUAAUAUGAAGCUUUCACAGCCUCCAGAAGGAAGCGUUUAUUGAUUGUAAAUAUAUCUACUUAAUCUUUACGUUUACACAUAGUCUAAUGAAGAAAAAGAAAAAAAGAGAAUAUUGUUUGUAUCUCAGCAAUAAUACUGUACUGUGCGUGUAUAUACAAUAAGUUGUUUUCAUUAUCCAUUAUCUAUUCGAUCACUUACGAGAGUGCUUCUUCGUCGUUGAAAAUCAUGCGUAAUUUUAAUCGUUUGUUUGGCAAUGUUUUCAGAUUAAACCCGUUAGUUUAUUCGAUUCUAUCUACUACUGAACCAGUUAAAAAUGAUUUAAUUGUACGUGAAACCUGUUCAAAAUCGUAUUUCUGAUUGUUCGAGCAAUAUCUUUAUCUAUUUUUUAAACCUAUUUUGAAACACUCGGAAUUCUUUCUUCUUUCGGUAAAACGUCUUUAUUUAGAUAAUUAGCAAUUUUAUAUAAUUAUAUGUGUUUUUGUAUAUUUAAAGUGCUUUUGUUGACGAAAGCGUGUAUCGGAAACUUUACAGUGUAAAGUAUUGUAAUGCUCUAUGUUUCGAUUCGUUGCUGAAAUUUUGAUAGUAAUUUUACUUUGUGCAAAUAUGUGAUGGUAUUUUCCGGCGUACGUACGUAUAUAUAUUGGAAUCACUGUUACAUAUUCGUCAACCUGUAGCUUAAUUACAAUGCGUACGUUUUAAUCAAUCCUCAUUAAUUACCCACGAUUAUCGAAGGUUUUUCUAUUUUACAGUAAUUUUUAUUUAUUAACUAACGGUAUUCAUCUUUUGAUUUCAAGAUCAUUCAAGUUUUAUUCUCUUGUAUAUAAUAUGAAUGAAUAUUUUAAUUUCUUUUUUUUUUUUACAUUAGGAUAAUCCUAGGCUUACCGUAAUUAUAAGUUUAUUUGGUUUAUUUGGAUAUAUUUGCGAAUAUAAUGGUUCACCGUAA